AUGUCUUUCGGCAACAUGUCAUAUGCCUCGACUUCUAAUAAGCCAGGUGAAAAGAAGCUUCGAACAAGGAUGAGAGUGGGUUUUGAGGUUGAGGUGGCGGCAGGAACGAUUCGCCAAUAUCUACACGGCGAAUUGCGUCCGCAAGGGUAUGGAGCGGGAUGCUAUGAAUCGGUUCUACAGUUUGGCGAUAUCGAGAAAAUUGGGGCUCUGUGCUUCUAUCCACAGGAGAUUAACAUCAGGGCUAUGGAGAAAGAAUUAAUGAGACACUUUGACUGGAAGACGGUUAUCGGCCUGCGGUACAAAUGGGUAAACAUUCCCUACAACGGCCGCAGCAAGUGGAAUGAACGAUCGCCCGGAUGCAUGAUGUGGCACGUUUACGUCAGAUCGAGGGACGCUAAGCAAGCGGACCAAGAACUACGAUUAUGGCUGCACCCGUCUACCCCUAAGAAAGAUUUCCCAUGGUGCGCUGUCACACACUACAUUAGCGAUUGGGACAAUCAGCGUUAA
Molecule: messenger RNA, 507 nt
Organism: Cylindrotheca closterium
Lineage: Eukaryota; Bacillariophyta; Bacillariophyceae; Bacillariales; Bacillariaceae
Source: the annotation of a GenBank genome assembly